GAGGAGGAGGAGGAGGAGGAGCAGCAGAGAAAGAAGAGUGAGGAUGGCAUCGGAGAAGGUGGAGACGAUCGUGGCGGGGAACUACGUGGAGAUGGAGAGAGAAGGAGGAGGCGACGGCGAGCAAGCAGGGGCAGGGGCAGGAGGCGGCGGCGGCGGAGGAGGCGGCGCGGCGGCGUCGGGGAGGAGCAAGGUGGUGUCGAGCCUGUUCUGGCACGGCGGGUCGGCGUACGACGCGUGGUUCAGCUGCUCGUCGAACCAGGUGGCACAGGUGCUGCUGACGCUGCCCUACUCCUUCUCGCAGCUCGGGAUGGCGAGCGGCAUCGCGCUGCAGCUCUUGUACGGUCUCAUGGGGAGCUGGACGGCGUACCUCAUCAGCGUGCUGUACGUGGAGUACCGGAGCCGCAAGGAGCGGGACAAGGUGGACUUCCGGGGCCACGUCAUCCAGUGGUUCGAGGUCCUGGACGGCCUCCUCGGCAGGCACUGGCGCAACGCCGGCCUCUUCUUCAACUGCACCUUCCUCCUCUUCGGCUCCGUCAUCCAGCUCAUCGCCUGCGCCAGCAACAUCUACUACAUCAACGACUCCAUGGACAAGCGGACGUGGACCUACAUCUUCGGCGCCUGCUGCGCCACCACCGUCUUCAUCCCCUCCUUCCACAACUACCGGAUGUGGUCCUUCCUCGGCCUCCUCAUGACCACCUACACCGCCUGGUACCUCACCGCCGCCGCCCUCGUCCACGGCAAGCUCCACGGGGUCACCCACUCGGCGCCCACCAAGAUGGUGCUCUACUUCACCGGGGCCACCAACAUCCUCUACACCUUCGGAGGCCACGCUGUCACCGUUGAGAUCAUGCACGCCAUGUGGAAGCCGCAGAAGUUCAAGCUCAUCUACCUAAUGGCGACGCUGUACGUGCUGACGCUGACGCUGCCGUCCGCGUCCGCCAUGUACUGGGCCUUCGGCGACGCCCUGCUCGACCACUCCAACGCCUUCUCCCUCCUCCCGCGCUCGCCCUUCCGCGACGCUGCCGUCGUCCUCAUGCUCAUCCACCAGUUCAUCACCUUCGGCUUCGCAUGCACGCCGCUCUACUUCGUCUGGGAGAAGGCCAUCGGCGUGCAUGGCGACCGCACCGGCGUGCUCCGCAGGGCGGCGGCGCGGCUUCCCGUCGUGGCGCCCAUCUGGUUCCUGGCCGUCGUCUUCCCCUUCUUCGGACCCAUCAACUCCACCGUGGGCUCCCUCCUCGUCAGCUUCACCGUGUACAUCAUCCCCGCCGCGGCGCACAUGGCAGUCUUCGCGGCGCCGGCGGCCAGGGAGGGCGCCGUGGAGCGGCCGCCGCGGGGGCUCGGGGGAUGGGCGGGUAUGUACGCCGCCAACUGCUUCGUGGUGGCGUGGGUGCUCGUCGUCGGCUUCGGCUUCGGCGGCUGGGCCAGCACCGUCAACUUUGUGCGCCAGGUCAACACCUUCGGACUCUUCACCAAGUGCUACCAGUGCCCUCCAAGGCACUGAUCACCUAGCUUUUUUAAUCUUGAUUGAUUGAUUGAUUGAUCACCUACCCAUAUAAUUAAGUAGCAAACUGAAUUUAAAAGGUUAUUCAACAUGCCUAGUUAGUUUCUUCCUGAGAGAAGAAACUUUAGUUAAUCUCUCACAAACCUAGCUAAACCAAAUCGUCGGAGCUUGUUUUUGAAUUUUGAUCGUGUCGUCUUCUGCUUUGUGUGCGUGUCGUGUUUGUAAUUAUCAGUUCAUGAGAACUGUAUGUAUGUGUAUAUAAUGUAUGUAUCUCAAGAUCAGUGAUAUAUAUAUCCAUGCAUCUUUGAAUUAUAAGAAGUAUAUUUGAUCUGUUUCUCCAUGGAUUUUAA
This is a messenger RNA of Hordeum vulgare subsp. vulgare (domesticated barley), 1851 nucleotides long. RefSeq names its product putative auxin transporter-like protein 4. Bases 44 to 1501 code for a protein of 485 amino acids. The record is from RefSeq and is a predicted model, not a curated record. The transcript is spliced from 2 exons. Lineage: Eukaryota; Viridiplantae; Streptophyta; Magnoliopsida; Poales; Poaceae. Gene Ontology annotation, cellular component: plasma membrane.